This is a messenger RNA of Rhizophagus irregularis DAOM 181602=DAOM 197198, 567 nucleotides long. Lineage: Eukaryota; Fungi; Glomeromycota; Glomeromycetes; Glomerales; Glomeraceae. The record is from RefSeq and is a predicted model, not a curated record.
UUUAAUAAUAAUAUUAAAAAAAAUAUAUAAUAAUAUAAACAAUAUAUUUCCUAUAUCAUCUUUAAGUUCUUCACAAAAAUGCAAAAUUCCAUCAGUCGCUCAAUCAUUUCGACCACUAUGGAAAUUCCAAAACAUGUUGUUAUUGGUAAAUUGAUUGGUCGUAGAGGACGUAAAAUAAAACCUAUUGAAAAGGGGACUGGUACACACAUUCUCAUUACAACAGAAGAUAAUCUUCGACAAAUUGAAAUUAGAAUAAAUAGAGAUGUUAAAGAUAAAAAUGAAAAUAUUUCACCUGGGGAGAGGAUCAAUGAAGCAAUAUGUCAAGUAGACAAGUUAAUAGAAGAUAUUGAAAUGAGAAAUCGAAGAAAAGAUAUAGAAAAAGAGGGAAAAAAUGGUAGAAUUUCAGAUAAUCGUAAUCAACAACACGCUACACCAAGAAAUCAUAAAAAUAACGAUCCGAAGGAAAAAAGAAAAAGGCCUAAGCGAAGAGUUCCACAUACGACACAAAACGAAAAAAUUAAAUCUUUAGAUUCUUGUAACUCUCCCGCACAACAAAAAAAUAAAUAG